Camelina sativa (false flax) is the source of this 1126-nucleotide messenger RNA. RefSeq lists its product as uncharacterized. NCBI's taxonomy places the organism in Eukaryota, Viridiplantae, Streptophyta, Magnoliopsida, Brassicales, Brassicaceae. Gene Ontology annotation, biological process: lipid metabolic process. The record is from RefSeq and is a predicted model, not a curated record.
AAAUAUAUCUAUGUUUGAGGGCAAAAAACAAAGUAAGAAGAAGCAUCGUCAUUAAUCGAAAGAUCGAUCGGGUUGCUCUCUCAGAUAUUAUUAAUCGAUCAAAUUGACCCAAAAAAAAAACAAACAAAAAAACAAAAAAAACAUAACAACACAUCUCUUUCUCUCGGCCAGAAUCUCGUCGGAGGCCGUGUAAAAAGACCUAAAAAGUUUGUUGUGGAUCGGCCAAAAUUGUAUGUCUCAGAUUCAGUUCAUGGGUGGUGGAAUCAUGAGCGGUAGAUCUGGAGUCAUAGUCAUCUUCUUCCUCUUGGGGUUGUCUUCUGCUACUAGAAACCCCAUCAUCCUUGUCGACUCUGCUCAUGAUGAUGAGAACCAAGUUUGUGAACUGUGUGACAAAUAUGUUACCCUUGCCAUUGACUACCUUCAAGAUUACGACAAUCAGAAUGCUCUCCUUGAGGCCCUUCAUCUCACCUGCUCUCAGAUUCCUCCUCUCAAAAAACAGUGUCUCUCGAUGGUGGAUCAUUAUACCCAGCUUUUCUUCACACAAGUCUCUGUACUCAAAUCAGACCAGAUCUGCAAAAAGCUUAACCUCUGCCAAGCCCUUGUUGCUUCACAAGUCCAUCAAGGAAACUGCGAGGCUUGCCGCCAGACUGUCUCUGAGGUUGUAUCCAAACUCAAGGAUCCUGAGACUAAGCUGAAGAUUAUCCGCUUACUUCUCAAGGAGUGCAAGUCGCUAAACAAUUACCAGGACAAGUGCAAGAAGAUGGUGUUUGAAUACGGGCCCCUGAUGCUUGUGGAUUUGGAGAAGUUUCUGGAAAAGAAAGACGUCUGCUCUAUACUCCGCGUCUGUCCAAGUCCAGCCACCCAAGGUGUCUACAUUCCUGCGCUGGAGGUUGAGCCAUUGGCAGAUUCGUAAAAUCGGCACCUCUUGUUUUCCUUGUGAAUUGAUUCACACACGCCCAUGCCAGCAUCGAUAAAGCUGAUUUGGUGACUGAUGAUCAUGUAAAUUACUACUACUGAUCAAAAAUAUAUAUAUAUAUAUAAACGUGAUUCUUGUGUGCUUUGAAAAACGCUUAAGGCCCAUUGUCCAUUUUACAUAUAAGCUUUUUUGGCUAAUAAUUUUAUUAUA